This is a messenger RNA of Physella acuta, 1595 nucleotides long. Its product is annotated as phosducin-like protein. The record is from RefSeq and is a predicted model, not a curated record. Gene Ontology annotation, biological process: regulation of G protein-coupled receptor signaling pathway. NCBI's taxonomy places the organism in Eukaryota, Metazoa, Mollusca, Gastropoda, Physidae.
GUGAAAUAUAGAAUCUGGAUCUAUUGCCAGUAAAAAAAAAUGUCUUUGGGAUUGGACGACAAAUUACUUGGUGAAAAAGUUCAUUACUACUGCAGUAGUAGUGAAGAUGACAGUGAUAAUAAUAACAGUGACAUAGAAGAUGAAAAGGAGGAGAAGAACAUCCAUCCAACUAUCAGGGAAGCUCCUUUUUCUUCAGAUUCCCUACAAGCGGAAAAUAAUGGCAUUGUUACAAAUACUGGUCCUAAAGGUGUUAUUAAAGACUGGAGAGAAUACAAAAGACUUGAGGUAGAAAAAAGGGAGGAACAAGAAAGAAUUAGAAACCAACUAGCAAAAAAACUCACUUUAACUUGCAGAUCUCAUUUAAAUGAUGAAAAAGAAAAAGUACAGGAUGAUGAAUUUUUGGCUGAACUAGAGGAUUUGGAAGAUGAGUUUUUGAAGGAGUACAGACUUCAACGAAUAGAAGAAAUGCGAAAGGCUUUAGCAAGCAUACCCCAGUUUGGAAAGCUAGUUUUGCUCACAUCAAAAAACUUUUUAGAUGAGGUAGAUGGUGAAAAUGGAAAUGUUACUGUUAUUGUUCACAUAUACAGUGAGGGCAAUGCUGCAUGUGAAUCAAUGAAUGGAUGUUUAAUGUGUUUAGCAAGUGAAUAUCCCACUGUCAAAUUUUGCAGAAUCUCAGCAACUGAUGCAAAGAUGAGCUUCAAGUUUGCUGAGAGAGGAGUACCUGCACUAUUAGUCUAUAAAAAUAAAGAGCUUUUAGGAAACUUUGUUAAGUUAAGAGAAGAGUUGGGUGAUGAUUUUUUCGCCAAUGAUGUUGAGAGUUUUCUUCAUGAGCAUGGCUUUCUACCCAGUAAAGACUCAAUGUGCAUUAUCAGAGAUAAAAGUACAGGAGAAAUAAGAGGUGCACUCCAAGAAGAUGACAGUGGCAGUGACUUUGAUAUUGAUUAAUGCUAAUCUCAAUUGUCUCUAUUUUAAAAAGCUUUCUAAAUGUUGCCAGUGUUAAAUAAGUUUGAAUGGAAAGUUGUUUAAACUCUCUAAAUCAUCAUGCUUUAAUGGGCCUAAAUGUGAUACCAGCAGAAAAACCCAUGACAGAGUACUGUACUUUUUUCUGAUGAUGAACAUUUAGAUGAUGAGUAUUUUUAUCUUGAAAAUACCGUUUGCCAAUAAUUUAUAUUUUUAUCACUUUAAAAAAUAAAUACAUAAAUAAAUUUUAUUGCACCAAAACUAUUUUUAAAAAUUUGGACUUGGAAGCUAACAAUACUAUUCAUUUAUUAGCAUUAUCAUAUACCUUAUAACAUCUAACAGUGUUUCUAUAAAAUUUGUCUGCCACAGGAGGGGGUGGGGCUAACACCGAUUAAAAUAUUUAUUUACAUAACUUAUAUAUUUUAUGUGUGUAGUGGAAUGUGUUGUAUUAAUAAAAGAUGUUGAAUGUGACGAGGCAAGUAAGUAUGUUACGUGUGAGCGUAUGAUAUGGUUGUUAGGGGAAGGAGUUGAAAUCAGUCUUUGUCCUGUGGUGUUGGUGUGUGGAUGUCUUUGUUGUCGAUAUAGUCGUGUCAGUUGUAUAUUGAAGCAGUGUAAUUAAAAGAUGAAAUGAACAA